Rosa rugosa (rugosa rose) is the source of this 2415-nucleotide messenger RNA. RefSeq names its product mediator of RNA polymerase II transcription subunit 15a-like. NCBI's taxonomy places the organism in Eukaryota, Viridiplantae, Streptophyta, Magnoliopsida, Rosales, Rosaceae. The record is from RefSeq and is a predicted model, not a curated record. The transcript has a single exon. Bases 1 to 2415 code for a protein of 804 amino acids. Gene Ontology annotation, molecular function: chromatin DNA binding; transcription coactivator activity.
AUGAAAGUGGAAAACCAGAGCUCCAGUCCUUUACCCUUUUGGUCUAGGAAUCGGCAAAUCCAUUAUUAUUUAGGAAACCCUGUAAAAGAAAAAACUAUUUAUAUUGCAGCAGGAAAACCAAUUUCUGCAAUCCCACCACCAGCAGAAACUCUCAAUAAUCUGUCAUGCAUGCAGCUUCCAUUUUCUGAUCUUCAGCAGAAUCAUCAGAUGUCUCCUUUUCAGCAGACAUCACAAUCUGCGAUUAACAAUCAUCCACAGACAGGCUUUAGGCAAAUAAACUCAUCACAACAUGCUCCUUAUAUUCAUCAGAAUGCAUCAUCAAUUCCACAGAGUCUGCUAAUGCAAUCGCAGAAGCAUGUUGUGAUGAGGAGAAGAUUAGCUGCCACCACUCUACAACAGAAUCAGUCAACUUGCCUCGACUUUCCGCAGCAACAACACAUUAACACAUACCAGCUGAAUGAUGCACAACAGCAGUUACAUAGACAGAACCUUAAUCUUUCGGGUCCGCAUCAUGAGCAAUUGAGCCAAAGAAACAUUAUCUCUAUACAGCAACAAACUCUUGAGAGACAGUUGAAUUCUUCACAGGUAGAGAAGAUGCAAAGGCAGCAAAACCGAGUAGAACAAGAUGAGCAGCAAACACAUCAAAUGGCAGGAAUGCCAGCUUCCACAUUAUUAAUGGAAGGGGAGGUCUACCGAAAGGUCCAAAUGCUAAAACGCAAGUAUGAAAGACCACUGAAAGUUAUCUUCCAAAGGUUCACAUAUUGUCUCCAGAACCUAGAUAGACACAGUAUCAACAAACUUGAAGUAGUAAACAGCUUGUAUCAGACUGUCAAGUCUAUCCUUAGGAUGCUGAAUGUGCCAGAAAGAGACACUAUGCCUACUACCAAGGAGAAGUUGGGUCUACUUGAGAAGAAAAUCGAAGACAUUCUCCACCCAUGUGGAAACCAACAGCGUCAAUUGGUGCAAAUUAUUGAUUCUCGGACUCUUCAAGCUCAGACAAACCAAGAGGAAAAGAAGCCACCAACGCAGACAGUGAAUAUAGAAUGUUUUGCAACAAAGAUGCAGCAGAGCAAUGUGACAAACUUGAUGAUGAACGAUUCUCAGCCUCUGAUCGAGAAACAUGGCAGAAAACAUUUGCCAAGAAACUUGACUAGGAAAGAUUCAGAUCAAGCAAGUUCGUCCGGGUACUUGACAAUGCCUACAAGUAGUCCCCAACAACAAAAUGUUAUGACCUUGUUGUCACAAAACCCCAUUCAGUCAAAUGUCAAUAAUUUGGAGUCAAGAUUUAGUGUACCUCGAUAUGUGCACCUGACGCAAUCUAAAGAACAGCAGGAUGUGCAAACUCAAAAACCAAAACAGCAAUUACUGCAGGAGAAUCACCGGCUGGUGAAGUUGCAGUCUGAAGCUUUUCCUAAUCCUUUGCGGGAAGAUCAUAAUUCUUCCAGUCAACAAGUUCCUAAACAUACUUGUCAGAGUGAAAAGAUCAACCUUCCAAUGCAUCUUACAAAAGUUAGCAGUCCUUUCAAUUCACCCUCUAGAAUUUCUUCUUUGGCUCCCAAGGCUUCAUCACCUAUGUCAGUGGACUCUGAGAAACCUAAGUCAGAUACUCUGUCCAACUCAAAUGCUGGAAAUAUUGGAGAUGAACAAGUAAAAGGUGCAACAGAAGCCCCAUCAUUAAGUACUCCUUUACUUGAAAAGUCCAACGAUGACAUAUGUAGUAAUAAGUCCACAGUAGAUUCUGAUGCGGUGCAGCCUAUUCAUCAAUUAAUUAAUGUGGUGAACUCCAUGUCAUCUAAAGCACCAAGUGCUUCUGCUUCAGUCAUUGCUUCAGUAGCGUGUACGACUGAUAGGAUGAAAAUGAAGCGCCCGAGAAGUACAUUGCCAAUUAUUGAUGCUGAUUCAGAAAGUGGGAUAUGUCAUAUGAUGAAAAGGCCCAGGCUUGAGGUGAACCAAACCCUCUUAGAGGAAAUUAGAGCAAUCAACAAACGACUAAUAGACACUGUACUAGAUAUUAGUGACCAAGAGACUGCUCCAUCAGUUAAGGAUGGUGAACGAACUAUUGUCAGGUGCUCCUUCGUUGGUGUGGCCAUCAGUCCUAAUCUGAUGUCAUCUCCAAUGUUUCCACUCCAGCCUUUAAGAUUGCUUGUGCCUGCAAACUAUCCAUUCAGCUCUCCUAUAUUUCUGGACAAGUUGACAGUGCAAGUCAAGGAUGAGCUGGAAGAUCUCUCAGCAAAGGUCAUGUCAAAGCUAAGUCACUCUCUCCAGACCCUAGCGGAGCCCUUAUCUCUUGGGGAGAUAGCAAGGGUAUGGGAUACAUGCACCCGAGCGGUUGUCUGUGAAUACGCACAACAGUCUGGGGGAGGAAGCUUCAGUUCCAAGUAUGGAACCUGGGAAGAUUUCCUCACUGUUCCUUAA